Aspergillus melleus is the source of this 444-nucleotide messenger RNA. RefSeq lists its product as uncharacterized. Lineage: Eukaryota; Fungi; Ascomycota; Eurotiomycetes; Eurotiales; Aspergillaceae. The transcript is spliced from 2 exons. The coding region runs from base 1 to 444 and encodes 147 amino acids. The record is from RefSeq and is a predicted model, not a curated record.
AUGAACACCAACAAGAUCCUCGGCAACAUGAUCGGCGCUGAUAUGAUCAGCAGCACUCAAGCAAUAGUCUGCAUUGCCUUGGUUCCUGCAUUGCAAAUCCAUAUCCUUGACACCACGUCUGAAAGACAGUUGGUGCAACGUAUGGGCCGUCAAAACCUCGAGUUUUGCAUGAUGGUUAUUGAAGAGCUCAAACCCGUGUACUUCGGCGCUGAAAUACUUUCAAGAAUGUUCACCAAGGCAAAGAGCCGGAUUUACAGCAAGACGUUUCCUUCCACCACAGCUGUUAGUGAUGUCCCUCAGUCAUCGCGUGAUUCCGCGAUUGGUUCUAUCCCAUUCGUGGCAGAUGAUGCACGCCAGCAUGAUGCGGAGAUAUUUGAUGCCUUCUCGACGUUAUUAGGCCCCUCUCCCCCAUUCACAGCGGGCGGAAUCUUCUUCAACGAGUGA